This is a messenger RNA of Paraglomus brasilianum, 1758 nucleotides long. Lineage: Eukaryota; Fungi; Glomeromycota; Glomeromycetes; Paraglomerales; Paraglomeraceae. The record is from the annotation of a GenBank genome assembly.
AUGACCACUAAAUAUGUCACGUUCCCAGACCUACAGCCCUCUGAUCCACAGGGCUCUGAUUUGCUCGCCGCCGAACGAGCACAAGCUACAUUUCGACCAAACGAUUUGGCUGUCUUCACUCACGGAGCCGAGCGAAUAAAGAAAUAUGCUCGCGUUCAAAAUAUUAUUGAGACGAAUCCUGCGUUCGACAAAAGUACUCAUUAUUAUCUUGGACGAGAGGACUUAUAUAAGGCUUCCUUAAGAAAGGAAAAAGAAAUAGUUAAGCUUAUGAGAAAACAUGGUUGGGGACUAGACGAAUUUCAAAUGGCCGAAGAGUUUUUAGAUAUGCCUUCUCAAUUUAUGGCCCAUCGUGGAAUGUUUGUUCCUACUCUAAUGGCGCAGGCAACGGAUGAACAAAAGGAGGCGUUUCUCAAACCAGCUUUCCGAUAUCAAAUAAUAGGAUGCUAUGCACAGACCGAACUCGGUCAUGGGUCCAAUGUUCAGGGCUUGGAAACGACUGCUACUUAUAUUCCAGAGACGGACGAAUUCGAAAUCAACUCGCCUUAUCUGACAGCUGCUAAAUGGUGGGUUGGUGCGUUAGGUGUUACCGCUAACUAUGCUGUUGUAAUGGCUCGCUUGAUCAGCAAUGGCAAGGAUCACGGUCCGCAUCCGUUUGUCGUUCAACUUCGUGACUUGAAGACUCACAAACCGCUGCCAGGCCGCACUAUUGGAGAUAUCGGUCCCAAACUUGGAUAUAACUGUGUAGACAAUGGUUUCCUUCUAUUUAAUAAAGUUCGCAUUUCCAGAUUUAACAUGCUGGCGAAAUAUGCCCAAGUAGAGAAGGGUUCCGGAAGAUAUAUCAAACCUCCAAACGCCAGACUUUCGUAUGGUACGAUGGUAUUGAUGCGUGUUUAUUUCGUACUUGCAGCUCGACGUGCUCUCGCACGUGCUGCCACUAUUUCUGUUAGAUAUUCUGCUAUUCGAAGGCAGUUCGUUGAUUCGGAGAAUCCUAAAAAGUGGAACGAUGGGCGUAUUAUUGAAAGCCCAGUGAUAGACUAUGCUAUUCAACAAUUUAGACUGUUUCCCGUAAUUGCACAAGCUUCCACUACGCUCACGUCAGCAACCGACCCGACGGUCACGUAUCUCCAACAAUAUCUCAACAAUCCAAAAUGCACUUGUCCUGCUAAGUCACCAGAGGACUUUCGUAAACCUGAAAUCCAGCUCCAAGCCUUUGGUCAUCGGGCAGCGUACAUGAUAGCAGCAGCAGUCGACCAACUAGACAAUCAUGGUCGUACUUGGAAUUCUUUGCUAGUAGAUAUUGCAGCUAUUUCUCGCGCGCAUUGCCAAUAUUUGUUAGUAUGUAAUUUUGUCGAAGCAUUACAACCAAAAGUAAACAGUCGAGAUGAUAAACUUUUCAAGGAGAAGCCGGAAAUACGAUCUGUGUUGACGACUUUACGUGAUCUGUUCGCCCUCCAUACGAUGCAGAAAGAAUUGGGUGAAUUUCUUUCAUCUGAAUAUUUAUCUCCAACUCAAGCAGUGAUGGUAAAAGAUCAAGUGUUGGUAUUGCUUAAAGAGGUCAGACCUAAUGCUGUUGCAUUGGUAGAUUCAUUCCUAUUUUCAGAUUAUACGUUGCAGUCGGCACUUGGACGAUAUGAUGGCAAGGUGUAUGAGACUUUGUGUGAUUGGGCUUCAAGAGAACCGUUGAACAGUGUUACAGUAGAUGUCAAUACGGACAGUGACACAAUUUUCCGUGAAGAAAAGGUAACCUCCAAGUUAUAA